AUGUUCCUGUUGAUUUACAUAAUAACUGUGCUAGGGAACACCAUCCUGGUCCUCACCAUUACAGCCGACUGUCACCUUCAAACCCCCAUGUACUUCCUCCUCAUGAACCUGUCACUCUUAGACCUCUGCUACUCCUCCGUCAUUGCCCCCAGAGCCACGGUGAGUUUUCUAACAGACACCAAAGCCAUUUCCUACAGGGGAUGUGCCACCCAAUUCUUCUUCUUCGCUCUCUUUGUAAGUACUGAGGCAUUCAUCCUGACGGCCAUGGCAUAUGAUCGAUACACUGCCAUCUGCAACCCACUCCUGUAUCCCACCACCAUGUCCAAGCCAGUCUGCAUUCAGCUGGUGGUGGGGUCCUAUCUCUGUGGCAGCGUGAACGCCAUGGUGCAAACGAGUUUCACCUUUACUCUGCGCUUCUGUGGCUCUAAUGAGAUUGAUCAUUUCUUCUGUGAUGUUCCACCCCUGCUAAACCUCUCAUGCACUGACACAUACAUCAAUCAAAUGGUGCUGUUUGCCUUAUCGGGCGUCAUCAUAGUGAGCACUGCCCUGAUCAUUCUUGUCUCUUAU
This is a messenger RNA of Terrapene triunguis (Three-toed box turtle), 567 nucleotides long. RefSeq names its product olfactory receptor 12-like. The annotation marks the transcript as partial. Gene Ontology annotation, molecular function: odorant binding; olfactory receptor activity; G protein-coupled receptor activity. Gene Ontology annotation, cellular component: membrane. The transcript has a single exon. Gene Ontology annotation, biological process: sensory perception of smell; G protein-coupled receptor signaling pathway. Lineage: Eukaryota; Metazoa; Chordata; Testudines; Emydidae. The record is from RefSeq and is a predicted model, not a curated record.